GCGCAAGCUACACGUGCAGUCGUAGCCAGCUAUGGGUACGGGCUACGGUUGGCUAGUACUAUGAAUGGUUCCAGAGUGCAGUGACGUACACAAUAAUUGUAAACAUGUUCGUAGGCCUACACCCCCACGAUACCUGUCAUUCCAUUUUCGGCACAAUACUUUGUAUAUCUCGUGGUCAAGUCCAACGCUGUUCUCUUCUUUAACAUACCAUUCUCUUUGGCGGCAUUUUGCAUAUUGUGGAGGACAAGCAACAGAAUUGACGAUGGCAGAUAAUUUAUCCAAGUUAUCAUGGGUGAUGUGGAUGGUUUUAUUGACUCAUCUUGUGGAAUUUCAUCUGUCAUCUUCAACAGUAGCUCAUCAAAUGCAAGAUGUUGCAUGCAAAAGAAAAUACUUCCCACUUACGACCUCGUAUGUCUGUGAGUGUAGUGCUACCUAUUGUGAUACCAUCCAAAGAGUUGAGGACAUCCCAGCAAAUUCUUUUGUUUGUGUUACCAGCACUAAAGAUGAACAAAGGUUUACCAAGUCUCAAUAUCCCAUUGCAUCCAAGCCCAACAUCACAGACAAACAAAUGGUGCUGACUGUAAAUUCCUCUGAAGAAUAUCAGAGAACUGUGGGGUUUGGUGGAGCCUUCACUGACUCAGCAACUAUGAACAUCUUGAAUGUAUCAAGCAAGGUUCAAGAAAAUCUACUCAGGUCUUACUACUCUGUGGAAGGAAUUGAGUACACCACUGGUCGCAUUCCUAUGGCCAGCUGUGACUUCUCACUUCGUGAAUACUCGUACGAUGCUGUCCCCAAUGAUUUUGCUCUGCACAACUUUUCUCUAGCAGAGGAAGAUACUAAAUUCAAGAUUCCUGUUAUUCUGCGUUCCUUAGCCAUGGCUAAGAGAGAGGUGAAGCUAUUUGCAGCUCCUUGGUCAGCACCUGCCUGGAUGAAAACAAAUGGCAAAAUGAAUGGGAAAGGUCAGCUAAAGGGCAAGGCUGGUGAUAAGUACCACAAGACCUGGGCUAACUACUUUGUCAGGUUUCUGGAUGAGUACAAGAAGCAUAACCUGAGCAUGUGGGGCGUAUCUGUGGAGAAUGAACCCUCCGCAGGAGGCACUGAUAACAAAUGGCAGGCUAUGUACUACAAUCCAGAGAUGGAGAAAGAUUUUAUCAAGAUGGACCUUGGACCAGCUCUACAUCAGGCUGGCUAUGGCAAUGUCAAGUUGAUGAUACUAGAUGAUCAGAGACUUUUUGUUCCAGAUUUUGUUAAACAGGUGUUAUCCGAUGCAGAAGCUGCUAAGUAUGUGUCAGGAAUAGCUGUUCAUUGGUACUUUGACUUCUUUUUUGACUUUGCGUCUCGCUUGACUGCGACUCACAACAUGUUUCCAGACAUGUUUCUGCUUGCUACUGAAGCCAGCAAUGGUUACUUGCCUGAUUCUCCAGCUGUUGUUUUAGGCAGUUGGGAGAGAGGAGAAGCAUACAGUCAUGACAUCAUACAGGACUUGAAUAACUGGGUCACAGGAUGGACUGACUGGAAUCUAGCUCUGAAUAUGCAAGGAGGACCUAACUGGGCCAAGAAUGAAGUUGACAGCCCCAUCAUAGUGGAUGCAGACAAUGAUGUCUUCUACAAACAGCCAAUGUUUUAUCACCUAGGUCAUUUCAGCAAGUUCAUUCCCCCAGGUUCUGUGCAUAUUGGAAUGACCAAGUCAAAGGACAACGACCUUGAGAGUAUUGCCUUUAAAAUCCCUGAUGGUAAUACACUCGCAGCAGUCAUUUUAAAUAGGUUUGAUGAAACUAAAAAUCUCAGCAUCUAUGAUGCAUCUGUUGGUUACAUCAAUGCCCAAGUGCCAGCACGCUCCAUCCAGACAUACUUAUGGACAUCAGGAAAGUCAUCCUAGUUGGUUUCUGCUCAAACCACCAACCCAGGCUGUACAAAUCAGUAUUUGAACAAAGUGCCUAAUUGAAGCAGGUUAGAGUGUGUGAUGAUGUUGGUGCAGUUCCCUGAGAUUUUUGAGCUUGCAGAUAUAGGUACAUACUUCCAGUUAAUGUCAGGUUUUCUUGCCCAAAAAAGCUGCUGGGUCCGUAUCGUGAUAUGUUGUUGAAAAGGAAAAGCAUGUAAGAUCACUCAAAUGACUUUCAUAUGGAUCGCUUUGAUACUGUGCUACCCAUAGGAUGACUGUUAGUCACUCGUAUGCAUGGCAAAACAAAAUGAAGUUCCAGUACAGAAAACAACUCACCUCUGGUUACCCACAUUGGCAUAUCAGGGUGCAUGUGCAACAAACCUUCCUGAAAAAGUCACCCAAGCCACACCCACUGCAUGUACCCAUACAAAAGGCUGUGCAACCCUAAGAUAUCGUCCUAGUGUUUUUUUCAGCAACGCCUGCAGUCCAUAUC
This is a messenger RNA of Acanthaster planci (crown-of-thorns starfish), 2375 nucleotides long. RefSeq names its product lysosomal acid glucosylceramidase-like. Gene Ontology annotation, molecular function: glucosylceramidase activity. NCBI's taxonomy places the organism in Eukaryota, Metazoa, Echinodermata, Asteroidea, Valvatida, Acanthasteridae. Gene Ontology annotation, biological process: glucosylceramide catabolic process. The record is from RefSeq and is a predicted model, not a curated record.